This is a messenger RNA of Nylanderia fulva, 3309 nucleotides long. Its product is annotated as popeye domain-containing protein 1-B-like. Gene Ontology annotation, molecular function: cAMP binding. Gene Ontology annotation, cellular component: sarcolemma. Gene Ontology annotation, biological process: heart development; regulation of membrane potential; skeletal muscle tissue development. NCBI's taxonomy places the organism in Eukaryota, Metazoa, Arthropoda, Insecta, Hymenoptera, Formicidae. The record is from RefSeq and is a predicted model, not a curated record.
UCCAGAGGCGCAUCAUCGCACGGAGCGCAACCCCCGAGAGUACACAGUUUCGCGCCCUCGGAUCAGGGUGGCUAAGAGCCGAGAGGAACGCGCGCUUGAGCGAUCGAGCGAGCGCGAGGGGGUUGAAGGUGGGCAGGUGGGCAGAGUGAAGAAGGGACGACGGGGAGAGAAAGGGGUGAGAAAGCUCCGCUUCGGGGGUGACCAGCGAGAGAGAGAGAGAGAGAGAGAGAGAGAGAGAGAGAGAGAGAGAGAGAGAAAGCAAGGCUGGCGUACUCCGCGCGUACAUCAGCGUGCGGAGAUUCCGCGCGGAGAUGAGCUACUUAUGAAGUGCUCGCCGUCCUGCGUAUGCCUCGUUCUUCCCUUUCGAUGACGUCGUGUCCUUGGCGGACGGGGAGGAUUCCGCGGGAGAACGUCAUCGCCAUCUCCACCAUCGCCAGGACGAAGGACACGUCGCCACCCAGGACCGUUUUCCAUCGCUUCUGGCAGCAGUGACCAUGGCGUCAGUUCUGCCGUGUAAACAGUGCUCCAGCGAAGAAUACGAUCUGUUUUCCAGAUUAAUGAUGCUGUCGCUGUGCCCCUGCUGACGAGCGGACGGAACAUCCGGCAUCUGCGACAAGGCCGCGAGGAGAGAGCGAAGAGAUGUUUCGUUAAAGAAAAAAAAAAAAAAAAAAAAAAAAACAAAUUAGAGCAGACUCACGAUAACUAUUGUGACUCUAUUUGUGAUGAGAUCUACGUGAGAUCCUCUCCUUGCGUGGCCAAGCUCACCGAAGUUACAAGAAGUCAUCGAUCGCGAUGGUAUCGCGCGCAAUGAUGUUCGUUCGCAUCGCGAAUUUCGACGAGGACAGAGGAAGCCCAGCGUCUUCGUGCUCGCUGCUGUCGUCGCAUACUCCCAGUAGACUGAGAUGUAUCAUCCUGCACUUCAAAAGACAUAUCGCUUAUCCACCAUAAGAGGUCGAUGGUGAUGGCACGUGUCACGCGCCCUCGACAAAAAAUGGCGAACACGACUGAUUCACCCGCGACGGCCGGCGGCAGCCUCCUCUCGUCCUCGACGACGACGCCGUUCACCAGCUCGUCGACAUCGGCGGCGACCUACUCGAGCGAGGGUUACACUCUCAAUUAUAGCGGUCUGUCCAGUCUGGGCGGCUACUCGCUGGACGAUCUCAACUACACGGAACUGUGGCUGGACGUCUGGAACGGCACCGAGGUCAACAACGUCACUGAGAGGCUGAACGCGACAGUGUUGAUACCGGGUGGCUACUGCGAUGAAUGGGAGUCCGCUCAGCACAAGCUCUUCCAGGCAGCAAAUUUAUUUUUUGCGGCCGCGUUUUUGGUGCCGCGCUCGUUCAAGGCUUCCAUCUUAGCUCUUCGCACUUUUCUCACGGCGGGCUUUAUGUUGGCGGCUCUCUGGGCCGGAAUCACUAUAUGCGCCCUGGAUGCUAUGUUGUGGUGUUUGGCCCUCGGUCUGCUGAACGGCAUUCACUCAUUGAUACUCGCCUGUCGUUUCCUGCCCCCUGCUCUCAGUCCUGAAUUAGCCGAGCUCUACUUGAAACUCUUCAAACCCUACAAGGUCAGCAAGAAACACUUCCAGGAGCUGGCGAAAGAGGCGAGAAUACUUAAGCUGGAUUCCGAUCAGACGUACGCGACGGAAGGAGUCACGCAGGCAGAUAAAAGGCUGUCCAUUCUUUUACGAGGAAAAUUGAAGGUAACUUGCGACGGGACACACUUGCACUAUAUCAGAGCUUACCAAUUCGUCGACUCACCCGAAUGGGAAGCCAUGCACGAAAGCGACGCCGACGUCUUCCAGGUGACAAUACGAGCCGAGGAACCUAGCACGUACAUCUGUUGGACGAGAAUGAGGUUGCUCAGGGUGCUCCGGCACAGGCCGCUACUCAAAGUCGUUCUCAACACCCUCAUCGGUAAGGACAUUACGUCCAAGUUGUACGCCCUUAACGAGCAGCUCGCUGGUGUCGCGACUGCCAGUGAGAACGCCACGUCGAAUCCUUACAGGGGAGUCUCGAGAAGCGUUAGCUUCGAUGCUGUUAACACGGAAACCGCCGGAAGGGUUCGAUCGGCGACCUGGAAGGCGCAGAGGCGAUACAGCAAUCCGCGUAAUGAUAGUAGGAAUUCCCCAAUCCGGUAUUCGCAACAAUAUUGGACGCCGGUGGUGGCCAACCAUUUUCCGCCGAGUUCGCCGUUCAUUCAGAGCCAAAACCUCGGCUACUCAUUACUGCCGCAGGGUGUCCAAUUCUCGCCGCCUCCGCGAGCACCCGUGCUAUCUCACCCCCCCGUGGCGCGACAGCGAAGCGGGGGUGCUGGCGGCGAUUACACCCUGCUACCUCAAACACCGAAGCUCGAGAGGAAACGAUCGAGAAAAGGGACUAGAGAGGUGACUUUCGAGACACCGGUAUGACGCUCAGUUAACGGGGAAGGUCCUGCCAGCGUGCCUCUGCUUUCACUGUCGCCGCAACGCUCUGCCUAGCCCCGUCGUGGUCUCGUUGUCAUCCUGAAGCACACCGCAAAACUCGCUCUUGAAACUUCCGCGCGACAUCAACGAAUGGCCUACCUCCUCGAACGGGCAGGGAGAACGCGACGAGUACAUAUGCUUUUCGAGAUACCAAAUAGAAAUCUUCUUGGUAGAGCGUUAAUCGUAAAAAAAAAUGAAGGGAAAACGAAGUUGUUGCGGGUGCAGUUUUGGGGUGUGCUGUUUGAUUUUCAUAUCCUGCAAGUGCCACGCCUUACAUAGACACGCACGCACGUGUGAAAUCGAAAUUGCAAUGAGACGGUGGAAACAAUUCCGAGGAUCGGGACAUGCGUCGGAGACGGGACUCGAAAGAUGGGACGUGAAUCGUUCGUGAAUUAACGUGGAGAGGUGAAGUAAAGCGAUGAUGAAGAAAAUCGUAAACGAAAGACUAAAUAUAGAAUUUAUUGUAUCGACGAGCAUCGCCUCUCUAUGUACACACACCUUUACAUCGACUGUGAUUACAACGGAUAUAAUUAUUAAGUAUUUCAGAGAAACGCUGAUUAUAUAUACACAUAUACAAAGAGACACGUGCGUUAAUUAGCUGCCGCGGUAAUCACACACGCAUAAUCAAUCCUAACGCUUGCGUGAAUUCAGGUGUCCUUCGUUGAAGCGUGUGAUACGAUUUUUGAUUUUGAAUAAUCCUGUAUAUUUGCAAGAUUCUUAUUUUACACAGAUUUUGUAUUUGCUUUAUACUUUUUUCGACGUUUUUAAUUUUCCAUUUCGAAAGGUUUCCAUAUGAAACCUUUUAUUUUGUUAUACAAACAUUUGCUCCUGAAAUUAUUGAAUUU